Amphibalanus amphitrite is the source of this 4971-nucleotide messenger RNA. Its product is annotated as NPC intracellular cholesterol transporter 1-like. Lineage: Eukaryota; Metazoa; Arthropoda; Thecostraca; Balanomorpha; Balanidae. Gene Ontology annotation, molecular function: lipid carrier activity. Gene Ontology annotation, cellular component: membrane. Bases 244 to 4344 code for a protein of 1366 amino acids. The record is from RefSeq and is a predicted model, not a curated record. The transcript is spliced from 26 exons.
CGCAUGUUUAGUCGCAGUUGUGUGCCCGGGUGGUGCGCGUCGGUUUGCUGCGGUUGCUCGGCUCGCGAGUAUUUGGGCGUGGCUGAGAAAUCUUCUUGAUUUUCUCGUUUUUGUUUUAGAUUUAUUUUGAACACUCCUUGCUUGAUUUAUUGCUCCUCUUGAAUGCACGUCUAAAGACACCGCUGACGUAGUCCGGGUGUGUUCUGUUGGGAAACACUCAGGGCCCUACAUAGUGCUGCAGCAAUGGACAAAUCAGCCAGGCUUCUGGUGCUGCUGCUUUCAUCUUUCCUGGUGGUAACCGCGGCAGCAGACGAUGACGAGGGCCACUGUCUGUGGUACGGCAGCUGCGGCCCGACCACCCUGUUCGGCGCCCACUCCAACUGUCCGUACACGGGGCCGGCCAAACCGCUCACCGAUCAGAAGUCCAUCGAUAUUCUGCGCGACACAUGCCCGUUCCUCUUCGAAGGAAAAGACGGGUCUGGCCCGCUCAACACGUGCUGUGACGGCGACAACAUCAAGGAGAUGGCCUCCUCGCUGGUGCUGGUCUCCUCCCAGUUCGCGCGCUGCCCCGUCUGCUACUACAACUUCCGCAAGUCCAUAUGCGAGAUGUCCUGCUCGCCUAGGCAGUCCACCUUCAUCAACGUCACCGAAGUGAAACACGAUCGGGCGACAGAUAAGGACUAUGUCGCGCGGGUGACGUACUACCUGAGUCGUAACUACACCCGUGGCGUGUACGACAGCUGCUCCAAGGUGCAGAAUUCGCAGACAAACUCACCGGCAAUCGGUGCCAUGUGCGGACAGUGGGGCUGGUACCGCUGCAACGACGAACGGUUCUACGACUUUCUCGGCCACAACCCGUACACGCCGUUCCCGAUUGACUAUCAGCUAACGGAGGAUGGUGACGAUGUGUCUCCGUACACACCGCUCAGCCCCGAGAUCCAGACGUGCAACGAGACCUUCCAGACGCCGACCGGGAAGCGUAUCGAGGCGUGCAGCUGCUCCGACUGCCCGGUGUCGUGCCCUGUGGCGCCGCCGAUCCCGGCCCCGCCCGGCGACUGGAUGAUCGGCCCCGUCUACGGCUCCGUGGUCGUGAUGGCCGCAGUGUUUGUGGCACUGGCUGUGCCGUUCGUCUGCGUGUUUGUCUGCUGGUACUCGCGCAACAGAGUAUCUGCUCCUCUGGAUGACCGUGACAAGUCUGGCAGUCCGCACGUGGACAUCACUCAGGCCUCGUGUCUGGAGCGCUGGGGAGCCAUCAUGGAGCGAAACGUCGAGCAGUUCUUCCGCUCCUGGGGCACCUUCUGUGCCAUGCACCCGGUGCCGAUCCUGAUCAUCGGCCUGCUGGUGGCCGUCGGCCUGUCGUUCGGUGUGGUCAAACUGAAGGUCACCACCGACCCGAUCGAGCUGUGGGCCUCACCCACCAGCCGCUCCCGCGUCGAGAAGGACUACUUCGACCAGAACUUCGGGCCCUUCUACCGGACGGAGAUGCUCAUUAUCCGCGCCAAGGAUCUGGAGCCGUUUAACCACACAAACGAGGGCGGUACCACUGAGUUCGGGCCGGCAUUCCACAAAAACCUACUGUCGGCAGUAAUGGAGCUGCAAAACUACAUUACAGAUAAUAUCACGGCACAGUACGAGAACCGCACUGUACGUCUCAGCGACAUCUGCUUCAAGCCGCUCUACCCAGACAACGCGUUCUGCGCCAUCCAGUCUGUACCCGAGUACUUCCAGGACGACCCGGCGCUGCUCAACCUGACCAAACAGGACGGAAACUACACCAUCAACUACCUGGACCACAUCAAGUACUGCCUGCUGAACCCCACCGAGAUGCAGGACCAGGACUUUGACUUCCAGCCGUGCAUGUCCAAGUGGGGCGGCCCGACGUUCCCCUACACGGCGGUCGGCGGGUUCCUGGGCGAGGGCCAGUCGCUGAGUGGCAGUGUGCAUUACCUGAACGCCACGGCGCUGCUGGUUACCUUCCUGGUCAACAACGACUACGACGCCAGCCGACUGGGGCCGGCCAUGGCCUGGGAGCAGGCAUUCCUGGAGUACAUGCGCAACUACAGUCACCCGAACAUGGAGGUGGCCUACUUUGCCGAGCGUUCGAUCGAGGACGAGAUCGCCCGCGAGUCCGAGUCGGACACGACCACCGUGCUCAUCUCGUACCUCAUCAUGUUCGCCUAUAUCAGCAUCGCGCUCGGACAGUACAACGGAUCCUCGCGGCUGCUGAUCGACAGCAAGAUCACGCUGGGUCUGGGCGGCGUCAUCAUCGUGCUUCUCUCUGUGAUGGCUUCGCUCGGCGUGUACGGCAUGCUGGGCGUCCCCGGCACCCUGAUCGUCAUCGAGGUGAUUCCCUUCCUGGUGCUGGCUGUGGGCGUGGACAACAUCUUCAUCCUGGUGCAGGCGUACCAGCGCGAUCGCCGGCAGCCCGGAGAGUCGCUGGAGCAGUUUGUCGGCAGGAUUGUGGGAGAGGUGGCGCCCUCCAUGCUGCUCUCGUCGGCUUCAGAGUCGGCCUGCUUCUUCCUAGGCGCCCUGAUCGACAUGCCGGCGGUGCGGGCGUUCGCGCUGUUUGCCGGUCUCUCGCUGCUGUUCGACUUCAUCCUGCAGAUCACCUGUUUCAUCUCGCUGAUGACGCUCGACGCCAGACGCCAGGACUCGAACCGGUUCGACAUCAUCUGCUGCGUGCACGGCUCCAAGAAGGAACACGAGCGCCAGGAGGGCAUCCUCUACCGCGUGUUCAAGAACUUUUACGUGCCGCUGGUGAUGCAGCCGGCCGCGCGUGCCACCGUCAUCGUGGCCUUCCUCGGCUGGCUGUGCGCCAGUCUGGCCGUCGUGCCCUAUAUCGAGGUCGGACUCGACCGAGAGAUCUCCAUGCCGGAGGACUCGUACAUGCUCAAAGUGUUCCAGUAUCAGCAGGACUACCUGAGUGUCGGACCACCAGUCUACUUCGUGGUGCGUGACGGCCUGAACUACAGCGACGAGAACGUUCAGAACCGGAUCUGUUCGACAGUCAACUGCGACCGAAACUCGGUCGGAACGCAGAUCGCCAUGGCGGCGCAGCAGCCGCUGAGGACGUACAUUGCCAGCGCGGCCAGUAACUGGCUGGACGACUUUUACGACUGGAGCGUGUUUGGGUACGACGAGGAUGGCGUGCCGGGUGCCGGCAACGGCUGCUGCUUCAUCAACGUGACCACCGGCGGCUUCUGCCCCUCCAAACAGGGCAACGAAUACCUGCCCGACUGCACCAGCUGCAACAUGACGUUCAACUCGAACCACCUGCGUCCGUCGCUGCCGGCGUUCCGCGAGUACCUGCCGUUCUUCCUGCGCGACAACCCGAGCGAGACGUGCCCCAAGGGUGGACACGCCGCCUACGGAGACGCGGUGCGUGUGGUGCGGGACCCAGCCAACCGAACCAACGUGGGCGCCUCCUACUUCAUGGCCUACCACGGCAUCCUGAAGACGUCGGAGGACUUUUACACAGCGCUGCACUGGGCUCGCCACCUGUCCGACAACAUGACGGCUGCGCUGACUGAGGCGGCAGACGACGGACGCACACAUGAGGUUUACCCGUACAGCGUGUUCUAUGUGUUCUACGAGCAGUACCUGACCAUGUGGUCGGACGUGCUGCGCGCCCUCGGCAUCUCGAUCGCCACCAUCUUCCUGGUGUCGUUCUUCCUGAUGGGCCUGGACUUCCACUCGGCCUUCAUCCUGCUCAUCAUGAUUGUCACCAUCAUCACUAACCUGGCCGGCAUGAUGUACUGGUGGAACAUCUCGCUGAAUGCUGUGUCGCUGGUCAACCUGGUGAUGGCGAUCGGUAUCUCUGUGGAGUUCUGCAGCCACAUCACGCGCGCGUUCGCCGUCUCCCUGGAGCCGACCCGUGUAGAGCGUGCCACCGACGCCCUCACCAACAUGGGAUCGUCGGUGCUCAGCGGUAUCACUCUGACCAAGUUCGGCGGAAUCAUCGUGCUCGGGUUCGCCCACUCGCAGAUCUUCCAGAUCUUCUACUUCAGGAUGUACCUGGGCGUGGUGCUGCACGGCGCCUCGCACGGCCUCAUCCUGCUGCCGGUUCUGCUAAGUUUCAUCGGGCCGCCUCUGAACCCCUGUAAGGUGUGGUCGGCGCGCAAGGAGGGCGCCCGGCUGCUGGUGGCCGGCGGCGGCGGCGGCGUGGAGACGGGCGGCAGCGGCGACCCGGCCGCCCACCAGGCGGCGCUCCAGCGGCCCCCCAUACAGGGCUCCGGCGAACCGUAUACGUUCUCUCGAACGGAGUCAGGAGCGCCUCUUACGGCGGCAGAUGGAGCACCAGGAGCACAAGGAGCAGGAGUUGAGCCACACUCAGGACAAGACUAGCUCAGAGACGGCGGCUGGAGACGACGGCCAGCUGCGACAUGUCACCACGGGUUCCCUGUAGACCAUCGGACAGCGGCGGCGGCCGGCAGCCCCCUGACGGCCCUUCUCACCGACCCGCCGAAGGGGGCGACACCGCUUCGCGCCGCUUAUUUAUUGUUGCCAGUGAGCGGCGGGCGGGAGUCCGCCAGUGUGACCGGUCAUACAGCCGACCACGUGAUCUGAACCGAGCGAGGGGCGGUUAUAGGGGCCGCACGGAUCCGCCGGCUGGGCCGGCGGAGGACGGGGCGCGGACGCCGCGUUAGCGUGUGAUGGACGGGCGGAGCGGCCGGCCGGCGCUGAGCUCCAGUUGUGAUGGGGUGGGAGGGGGGCGACACGUCCCUCAGAGGGCGCCGCGGGACGGGCGGGAGGGCGCGGGGAGGGCUAAAUGCACCAGAGUAGUAGCCAGACUCGACGGAGGGCGCGCGGUGACCGAGGAUCGGGCGACUCGCCAGGCUUUGUUGUUCCUUAUCGUGGCUACAGCAGUGGAUGGUUUGUGUUCAAAUGUACGCUAAAUAUCCGAGUGUCGUGACCAUGUCAUAUUGUGUUAUAUAGUUGGCUUGCUACCACCAAAUAAACAAUGCUAUUUUA